Molecule: messenger RNA, 4485 nt
Organism: Coregonus sp. 'balchen'
Lineage: Eukaryota; Metazoa; Chordata; Actinopteri; Salmoniformes; Salmonidae
Source: the annotation of a GenBank genome assembly
AUGGAGGGUGUCAUCUGGGGAGGUGAAGGGGGCACUGGGAAGCUGUUGACAUGGAGGGUGUCAUCUGGGGAGAAGGCUGUUGACAUGGAGGGUGUCAUCUGGGGAGGAAGCUGUUGACAUGGAGGGUGUCAUCUGGGGAGGGGGCUGUUGACAUGGAGGGUGUCAUCUGGGGAGGAAGCUGUUGACAUGGAGGGUGUCAUCUGGGGAGAAGGCUGUUGACAUUCAGUAAAUGCGGGUGUAUUUGAAUGCGGAAUCGGUCAGGAAACACACCUCCAAGACUGAAAUCUGUUUUUUUCUAAUGAGCAACAGAAAAAAACGUGCCAAACAGCGUCUUCAGUGGCUCUUUAACCAGCCGACAAUGACACAAAGGUAAUCUGUCUUAAAGGCCCAGUGCAGUCAAAAAUGCAAAAAAAAUCCUGUGUAUUAUAUAUAUUUCCACACUACGAGGUUGGAAUAAUACUGUGGAAUUGUGAAAAUGAUGAUAAUUCCCUUUUAGUGUAAGAGCUGUUUGAAAAGACCGCCUGAAAUGUCAGCCUGUUUUGGUGGGAUGGAGUUUUGGCCUGCCUGGUGACAUCACCAGGUGAUAAAUUAGUUAAUAGACCAAUAAGAAAGAGAGUUCCAAACCCCUCUGCCAAUAACAGCUCGUUUUCUUGCUUGAGAAAUUGCUCUUUGCUAAGAAGAUAUUUUUUUUUCUUUUUUUUUUAACCAUUUUAAUUGAAAACAAUCACAGUAAGGUACUUAAUUUUUACCCAGAAAUGAUUUGAUAUUGAGAUAGAAAUGGCUACAUUGUACCUUUAAAGAAUCCGUUUUUUAUCACAGAGGCUAUUGUUUCUUCAUUUAAAAUCAACAUAAUCUGCAGUCUGUGAAAAGUGAGCUUCAGACUGAAACACAGUAACAUUCUCCUGUUAUGAGUCAUUUCUAGGAGACAUUCCUGUGUUGUUUCUUCCCUCUCCAUCUUCUCACCUCACCCUAGUCAUAGUGCAACAACCUGGCCCUUGAGUAAGGCACUGUGGCCCUUAUCCCCUAAAACUGCUCCACGAGCACCGUAAUAUGGCUGCCCUCUGCUCCAACCUGUCCAGCCUCUGUGUGUGUGUGUGUCUUUUGGUGGGGUUGGGAUAAAGUGGAAGUCGAAUUUCCAUUGGACCCACAGUUGGUCAUUAAACUAAUUUACUUCCAUCUUUCUUUCUCUGCUCUCGCUCGCUCUCGAGAGAGGGCUAGCGAGAGAGCGAGAGGAGAGGCGGAGAGAAGCGACGAGAGGGGAGAGCGAGAAGCGGGAGCAUUGAGAGAGGAGAUGGCGCCAGAGCCGAGAGUAGACGUACAGAGCAUACGGAUUCAUCUGAUGUUACUCUCUCUAUCUCUCAUAUCUCGCGUCCUCUAGCCGAGAUCGUCGAAGAUGCGCGAGCUAAAUACUACAGUCUCUCUCUCUCUCUCAUCUCUCUCUCUCUCCUCUCUCUCUUCCAUCUAUCUCUCUCUUCCAUCUAUCUCUCUCUCUUUCUUCUUCCCUAGUCCCAGUAUACCAACCUGGGGCUGCUGAACAGCAUGGAUCAGAACAUCCAAAAUGGCGGCUCUACCUCCACCAGUCCCUACAACAACGACCAUGUCCAGAACAACGUGUCAGCGCCCUCACCCUACGCCCAGCCCAGCUCCACCUUCGACGCCAUGUCCCCCUCCCCGGCCAUCCCCUCCAACACAGACUACGCUGGGACACACACCUUCGACGUCUCCUUCCAACAGUCAUCCACAGCCAAGUCUGCCACCUGGACGGUAACAGUUCCUAUCAAAUCAAUAGAUGUUUUAAGUUCAUUUAUUUUUUAAAGUGCAUUUCACAUGGGUCUCAACACACUUUACAAAUUCCCAAAUCAUACAGUAGGACCAGUCACAAUGUUAUCCUAGCAAUGACAGAUAUUUUGUUUGGAAAAGCAUUCGCAUAUAUAUAAAAAAAAUUGUCCGCUGAUUCAACAUUAUUUAAAUGAAUUAUUAUUUGAGUUGGAUAAGCAGAAGUGUGAUAUCUGAGAUGUGGUUGAUUGAUGUGUUCUAACAUGUGAAGUGAAAAGGUUAAUUUUAGAGUCAGCUGGAUCUUCCAGUGAGGUCUGGGGUCAUGUUAUGACAUCAUAUUCACCUGGAAAAAGGUUGAAACUGUAGGUAGAAAAUCUGUCUACAUGAUAAGUGUGUGAAGGUUUUAUCAAGACAAUCAGUGCUCCAGGCUGUUUUGUAAUGCUCAAUAUAUGAAAGCCCUCUAUUGCACAACUCUGCCUGGGGGGGGGUUGGGGGGGGGGGGGGGGGGGUUAGUCUACCUCAUCUCAUGACACAUGAGAACCCGCAGCAUUUUUUCUCAGAGCCUCAGCCAUGACAGUUGGUCCAAGCUCAACCUUUAGGCCUAUUCCAGGGGUUUUAUUCCUCAAAAAUAAAAUAAUCCCAGCUGAGCUCCUGGUGUUUUUUCUCAGAGCCGUGACAGUUCAGUUGUAACAGGAAGAGAUCAUUGUGUAUCUUUGAAUAAAUUAACAAUCACUCAAGGCACAUGCUCAUGCCUGGAUCCUCCAGAAUGGUAAUGGUACAUUAUGCAUCUCAAUACAUCCCAGUCCUUCACCUUUCGGCCAGUAGGUAGCUUUAGUCUAUAGGACUUUCCCCCAGCUGAUCUCAUCUGACUGACAACUGAUUUGGAGUGUUAUUAUUCACAGAGAAAGAAAGGGUAACUUCUUCCCAGGUGUGUUGUCUUUCUGUCUGUCUGUCUGUCGAUGCAGCUUGAUGUCACCACUCACCGUGUACUGAUGUCUCAGCAGCAGACUGACAGAACCAGCUCUUCUAGCUCUGCUCUGCUCUGCUCUGCUCUACUCUGCUCUGCUCUGCUCUGCUCUACUCUGCUCUGCCUAGUGGCUCUUCUCUGCUCUGCUCUGCUCUGCCUAGUGGCUCUGCUCUGCUCUGCUCUGCUCUACUCUGCUCUACUCUGCUCUGCUCUGCUCUACUCUGCUCUGCUCUACUCUGCUCUGCUCUGCUCUACUCUGCUCUGCUCUGCUCUGCCUAGUGGCUCUGCUCUGCUCUGCUCUGCUCUUGCUCUAGCUCUGCCUAGUGGCUCUGCUCUGCUCUGCUCUGCUCUGCUCUGCUCUGCCUAGUGGCUCUGCUCUGCUCUGCUCUGCUCUACUCUGCUCUGCCUAGGGUUGGCUCUGCUCUGCUCUGCUCUGCUCUGCUCUGCUCUGCUCUGCUCUGCCUAGUGGCUCUGCUCUGCUCUGCUUGCUUUUGCUCUGCUCUGCGCUAGUGGCUCUGCUCUGCUCUGCUCUUGCUCUCAGCUUCUACUGGCGGCUCUGCUCUGCUCUGCUCUGCUCUGCCUAAGGGCUCUGCUCUGCUGCUCUGCUCUGCUCUGCUCUGCUCUGCUCUGCCUAGUGGCUCUGCUCUGCUCUGCUCUGCUCUGCCUAGUGGCUCUGCUCUGCUCUGCUCUGCUCUCUGCCUAGUGGCUCUGCUCUGCUCUGCUCUGCUCAGUUCUACUGGCGGCUCUGCUCUGCUCUGCUCUGCUCUGCCUAGUGGCUCUGCUCUGCUCUGCUCUGCUCUAUUCUACUGGCGGCUCUGCUCUGCUCUACUCUGCUCUGCCUGGCUCUGCUCUGCUCUGCUCUGCUCUGCUAGGGCUCUGCUUGCUCUGCGGCUCUAGCCUCUGCUGCUGCUUGCUCUGCCUAGUGGCUCCUCUGCUCUGCUAUGUCUGCUGCUCAGCUUCUCUGGCCAGGCUCUGCUUGCUGCUCUGCUCUGCUUGCGCUAUGCUCGCUCUGCUUGCUCUGCCUAUGCUCUCUCUGCUCUGCUCUGCUCUGUCUAUGGCUCUGCUGCUCUACUCUGCUCUGCUAGUGGCCUGCUGGCUCUCGUCUCUGCUCUGCUCUAUGCUCUGCUAGUGCUCUGCUUGCACUAGCUGGCUCUGCUAGUCUGCUCUGCUCUGCUCUGCUCUGCCUAGUGGCUCUGCUCUCUGCUCUGCUCAGUUCUACUGGCGGCUCUGCUCUGCUCUACUCUGCUCUGCUCUGCUCUGCCUAGUGGCUCUGCUCUGCUCUGCUCUGCCUCAGUGGCUCUGGCUGCUCUCUGCUCUGCUCUACUGUGGCUCUGCUCUGCUCUGCUAUGCUCGCUUGCUCUAGCUAUGGCUCUGCUACUCUGCUCUGCUUUGCUCUGCCUAGUGGCUCUGCUCUGCUCUGCCUAGUGGCUCUGCUCUGCUCUGCUCUGCUCUACUCUGCUCUGCUCUGCCUAGUGGCUCUGCUCUGCUCUGCUCAGUUCUACUGGCGGCUCUACUCUGCUCUACUCUGCCUGGCACUGCCUCAGAGCCCCACCUGCUUCUGUACUGACUCCAUGACCAUCUGUCCUGACUCCAUGACCAUCUGUCUGACUCUAUGACCAUCUGUCCUGAUUCCAUGACCAUCUGUCCUGACUCCAUGGACCAUCUGUCCUGACCUGACAUCUGUCUGACUCCAGACCAUCGUAGACUAUGACUCUGUCCUGACUCAUGACCAUCUGUCCUGA